GAAAAAGUUUAAACUCACAGGUCUUGGGUACUCUGGGAAGACACAAGAAGUAAAUGAAGAAAGAGUCGAUUCCAGGUCCUAAAUAUCAUUUUUGGAGACACCCUUCACAGGUGACAGAUUUCUAACAAGAAUGCUAGGGCAUAUCCACAAGAGACAAAAGAGUAUUCCAUUUGCUGACCAUUUCCUUAAACAGAAGAAAAUGAUCAAUGUUCAGGACUCGCUGACCCUGGAAGAUGUGUCUGUGGCAUUCACCUGGGAGGAAUGGCAGCUCCUGGGCCCUGCACAGAAGGACCUAUACCGGGACGUGAUGCUGGAGAACUAUAGCAGCCUAGUGUCAGUGGGGUAUCACGUCAGCAAGCCCGAAACCCUCUCCAAGUUGGAACGUGGAGAAGAACCAUGGACAACUGAUGAAAUGCACAAUCAAAUUUUUCCUGGCUGGACACUGAACCCAGGGCCUCACAUAUGCAGGAAAUGCAUCCUAUCACUGAUCUGUAGCCUCAGUCUAAAAGCCAUAUUUUAAAAUACUGCUGAGG
Castor canadensis (American beaver) is the source of this 533-nucleotide messenger RNA. The record is from RefSeq and is a predicted model, not a curated record. NCBI's taxonomy places the organism in Eukaryota, Metazoa, Chordata, Mammalia, Rodentia, Castoridae.